Molecule: messenger RNA, 1813 nt
Organism: Elaeis guineensis (African oil palm)
Lineage: Eukaryota; Viridiplantae; Streptophyta; Magnoliopsida; Arecales; Arecaceae
Product: nuclear transport factor 2
Cellular component (GO): ribonucleoprotein complex; cytosol
Molecular function (GO): mRNA binding
Source: RefSeq, a predicted model, not a curated record
CUUCCCCUUUUAAAAGCGCUCUCUCUCUCUCUCUGCGGCGCUGUCUUUGCUCUCCGCUCCUAUUCGCUUCCGUCCUCCCUCCGCGGUCUCUUCUCCUUCCCUCUCGAUUCCCGGGCUCCGAUCGAAGCGGAGCUCCACUGCCUCCGCGCCGCCUCUCGACGAGGACAUGGCAUUGCCAACUGGAACUCCUGUUCCUCUGCCAAGUCCGCAAGUGGUUGGCAGUGCGUUUGUUCACCAAUAUUAUCACAUUCUUCAUCAAACACCAGAACAGGUUUUUAGGUUUUAUCAGGAUUCAAGCAUUCUUAGUCGCCCAGAUUCUGAUGGCAUGAUGACUUCAGUAACAACACUGCAAGCUAUCAAUGACAAGAUUAUGUCGUUAGACUUCAAGGACUAUUUUACGAAGAUAGAGACUGUAGAUUCUCAGAUGUCCUACAAGAAUGGUGUGUUUAUUGUUGUUACUGGGUCUUUGACCGGGCUAGAUAAUGUUUGGCGCAAAUUUGCCCAGUCAUUCUUCCUUGCUCCACAGGAAAAUGGAGGUUAUUUUGUCCUAAAUGACGUUUUUAGAUUUGUGAAUGAAAACAAACCAGCGGAAAUGAAUCAGCCAUUAGCAAAUGGUACCAGCAGUGAUGCCCCUAAAACUCCUCUAACUGCUGAACCAGAACCAGCUUCGAUUCAGGAACGUCAUGUGGCAGAGCUUGCAACUCCUCUCUCAGAGGGGGAUGCUGACAAUGGCGAGGAAGUUUUUAACCCAUCAGAGAAUGGUGGUUCGGGAGUUGAAGAUGAGGUUGUUGUGGAUCCACCAGUCCAUGAGAGUCACAACGAUGCUCAACCAGGUUCUGAGACUACUGCUUCUGUGGCCCAUGAGGACGCACCUAAGAAGUCUUAUGCAUCAAUUGUCAAGGUUAUGAAGGGGAGCCCAUCACCAAAACCAGUAUACGUGCCUACUGCUAAGACAAAGCCAUCUCCUGCUAAGCCUGAGAAACCUGCAGUUGUAUCCACAGCACCUGCUCAUGCCUCCGAAACUCCAGUUCCUAAUAGCACUGUCCCUGAGAAUAACUCUCAUGAAGUGGAGGGUCAUUCCAUCUACAUCCGCAACCUGCCUUUGAAUGCAACAGCUGAACAAGUUGAGGAAGAGUUUAAAAAAUUUGGACCUAUUAAGCCUGGUGGUGUCCAAGUUAGAAGCCAUAAGAUUGAGCGCUUUUGUUUUGGCUUUGUUGAGUUUGAGUCACUAAAAUCCAUGCAAGAUGCAAUCAAGGCAUCACCAAUCAUGAUUGGAGGCCGUCAAGCUUAUGUGGAGGAGAAGAGAACCACAACACGGGUUGUUAAUGGUGUCGUUACCAAUAGUGGCAAUGGUAGUGGUGGGAGAGGGCGCUUCCUGUCAGGAAGGGGUAGUUUUCGAAAUGACAGUUUUAGGGGACGUGGAGGCUUUGGAGGCAACAUGGGCUACAGGAGGAAUGAAUUCAGGAACCGAGGUGAGUACACGGGCCGGGGUCGGGGCCAAGCAGCCCGUAUUGGUGAUGGUUAUCAGCAGCGGGUCUUUCAGAAUGGGAAUGGCAGGAUUGGCCAGCCAAUGAGCUGAAGCAGACUGCAGUUUCUGCAUGAAAGUUUUGAAUGAAGGGGAACCUUCCUUGGUGAUGACCAGAACCAGUGACUUUUGUCCUUCUUAACAGAGUAGUUGUCUGUUCUUCAGUGAACAAUGUGAUAUAUGAUUACGAAAACAUGCCAAGGAAACCAUUUUUGACUUGGUUGUUAACAACUGGUGAUAAAAAUUUCAUUUUUUUGAAUGAGGGCAUCCUUAUUCUUUUCUGAUUAA